Rotaria sordida is the source of this 1011-nucleotide messenger RNA. NCBI's taxonomy places the organism in Eukaryota, Metazoa, Rotifera, Eurotatoria, Philodinida, Philodinidae. The record is from the annotation of a GenBank genome assembly.
AUGAAUAAUUAUAUGCAAAUAAUGCUAGCUACAAGUUUUAGUUUAUUAAUCACAUUUACAUUUCAUAAUGUCCUAAAUGAGAAACGAGCUAGCAACACACUCUUUCAACAUAUAAUUGCUGAUACUUUCCAUUAUAGUCAUUUAUCCUUGGCCUGUCUUAUCAAUCAACGAAGUAAUACGUCCUGUUUAAUUCUUCAAAGUACAAAUGAUAAACUAAAUAUGUUAAUCUUGGUGAAUUGUCUAUUUUUCUUUAUGGCACUGAUAUGGUAUUGUGGUUCUAAAAUAAAACAUCGAUUAGUAUUAGGAAUAUUGAUGAUAUACAAUGUAUGGUUGUUAGCUCGAUGGUGCAAUAGUUUUCACUUUUGGUAUUCAGUAGAUAUAUUUACUGUUUAUCUUUUUGUAUGGCAAUUCAGUUAUCUUAUAUUUCAAUGGUGUUUUCAUAAACUCUCAUGGCCUUUUCUAAUUCUUUAUCAAGCAUCAAUAUGUGUAUUAACAGCUAUUGAAGCAUUCAUAUUUUAUGAACUAUUUCUUCGCUAUUUUCCUUCAAUUCAUCUUGCUCUCAUAUGGUUUAUAUCUUUUGAUGAUAUCUUCGCAUGUUUGCAUAUUCAUGGUCGAUUCCGUAAAUCGAUGAAAGAUACUUCUAUGAAUUAUAGAAUAUCGACAUAUCCAACAUUUCCGGUCUUUUGCUAUUAUACUCAUGACAUUGAAGAUGGAAUAGAUCCAACCAAAGGUUACAGAGCUUUGGGUGACGGUGAUUUUUUCUUAUACAAUCUACUUCUUUUAUGGAUAUUACCACCAUUAUCAUCAACAAAAAUACAAAUAUGUGUAUUUUUUGGUUUGGUUACCAAUGUUCACAUUGGUUUUAUGCUUGCGGAUUGGAUUGGAUCUCUUUGGAAAGAAUAUCAAAUGCCAGCAUUACCUCUUCCUGUGAUCUUUAUUUCGUUAUAUGCUCUAAUUCUUGAUUUUAUUCUACAAAGUUUAGACGUAGACUGUGUUGAAAUGCUAGAUUGA